Trichoplusia ni (cabbage looper) is the source of this 1858-nucleotide messenger RNA. Its product is annotated as ras-related protein Rab-44-like. NCBI's taxonomy places the organism in Eukaryota, Metazoa, Arthropoda, Insecta, Lepidoptera, Noctuidae. Gene Ontology annotation, molecular function: GTP binding; GTPase activity. The record is from RefSeq and is a predicted model, not a curated record. Gene Ontology annotation, cellular component: trans-Golgi network; phagocytic vesicle; late endosome. Gene Ontology annotation, biological process: endosome to lysosome transport; phagosome-lysosome fusion.
CACAUUCAAUAUCUGUAUCGCAUUUUCUUGGAGCAAGGUCUGCGCGCCUGUAGUUCACGGACCGCCGAUAUGCGCUGGGUGAGAUGACUCAAUUUAUUUAAUUACAUUAAGAUUACAGAACACUGCAAACUUUGUUUCUCAUUUCGUAUCGGAUUCGGCAGCUAGCGAAACGUGAAAACGCGAGCAAAACUGUGGCAAAACAUCAAAUAGUAAAAAAACGCCAAAAUAAUCAGUGCUAUAAUUUAAUUAGUAAUGAACACAUCGUAGCUUAACAGAAGUUCGUUAGUGCGUAACGUGCCUCUAGGUAUAGGUAGGUAUCAGGGAACAAGGCCAGCGGGCAGGCUGGAGCGGCAGGCUCGCGGCCCGCGGCAGUCGUCGCGGCGCGGCCCGGCCACCAGCAUGCGGGACGAGGAGCCCCCCCUGCCGCCCCCCUCGCCCUCCGCGCCCUCGCGCCUCCGCCGCACACUACACACGCUGCGAACACCGUUCCGCCCCGGCUCGCCCUUCCACAUCGGCUUGAUCAAGCGCACAGGCUCCUCCAAAUCGGUUGCCUCAGACGGCGAGAUCGCCCGCGACGAACGCACGAUGCGUAAGCGUAACAAGAAAAACCGCGACGCGGCGGCCAGCGACGCAUCCCGCGACGCAUCCCGCGACGCCUCCCGCAGCACCGACAGCUCGCCCAGUGUCGACAAGAAGAAGAAGGAGCAGGGGGGCAGCUUCAUUCGCAGGAUGGGAAGUUUCGGUAAAAAGCGAACCAGUGAGUCUCCUCAACCACCGUCACAAACACCGUCACAAUCACAGCCAGGAACUGCUGAGUCAACCAUAGAGAGUCCUCCGUCACCGAGCCCUCCAACGCCACCUUUGGAGAAGGAUCCGGUUACUCCUGAACCGGCGAGUCCCAUUGCGGUAGAGCAUCCUGUCGCCACGCGCUCUUUUACCAAGGCCGCUUGGAAGCGGAACAGUGAACCGGAAAUGGAAAAGCCAGUGGAGGAGCCCAGUCCGGAGAACGCUCUUCGGAGACGGAUUGCAUUUGUGGCACAAGCUUCAGCGGCAUUGUCGGAGGACCACGAGGACGGAGAGAGGGGAGGCGCCGAAGUGGGGUCGCUGGAAGAGGCGGUGGCGCUGGCGCGCGUGCGGCUCGCCGUGCCCGCGCCGCCCUCGCCGACACAGUCGCGCGACGACGACACGGAAGAGGAGGGGUACACAGACGCGAUGCCCGCGUACGGAGACCUCAUCGAGCCCGAGCACAGCGCUGGCGGUGACGGCGCCCCGUCCCACGCCUCUCCCAGUUCGGAGCGCCGGGAGCACUUGUACAAGAUCCUGGUGAUCGGGGAGCUCGGCACGGGGAAGACGUCCAUCAUCAAGCGAUAUGUUCACCAGUUCUUCAGCCAACACUACAGAGCCACAAUCGGCGUGGAUUUCGCCCUCAAAGUACUCAAUUGGGACUCGAAUACUAUCAUUCGUUUGCAGUUAUGGGAUAUUGCAGGUCAGGAACGUUUCGGCAACAUGACCCGGGUUUACUACAAGGAGGGUGGCGCGUUCAUAGUGUUCGACGUGUCGCGGGUCGCCACCUUCGAUGCUGUUGUCAAGUGGAAGAAUGACCUCGACGCUAAGGUUCAACUGCCCGAUGGAUCGCCGAUACCCUGCAUACUGUUGGCUAAUAAGUGCGAUCAAUCGAAGGAAGGAAUCGUAAACUCUCAAGCUAAGAUGGAGGAGUAUUGCCGCGAGAAGGGGUUCGCGGGCUGGUUCGAGACCUCGGCCAAGGAAAACAUCAACAUUGAGGAAGCUGCCAGGUCACUAGUUAAUAAGGUAAGUCCUUCAUAACACUGACUCUAAAUCAUCACGUGUGAGAAAAUAU